This is a messenger RNA of Dermacentor silvarum, 576 nucleotides long. RefSeq lists its product as uncharacterized. NCBI's taxonomy places the organism in Eukaryota, Metazoa, Arthropoda, Arachnida, Ixodida, Ixodidae. The record is from RefSeq and is a predicted model, not a curated record. The transcript has a single exon. Bases 1 to 576 code for a protein of 191 amino acids.
AUGGUGCUGCACCGCACGUCUGUGUCUGUGCGCAGGCGUCUUCAGCGGCUUAUCAACGAAGAGGAGCUCGGCGACCGGCGACCAUCAGAAUUUCUACAUUGCAUGUGGCGGCUUCUCAGUGACAGUAUGCAGGACUCAACCAGCCCGCUGCUGCGAGAACUGUUCUUUCAUUGCCUGCCGCAGAAUGUAGUUAUUGCCUUGGCUACCGCACCAGACGACCUGUCCCUUGACAAGCUGACGGAGGUGGCCGAUUGCGCUCUUGACUAUGCAGCGAGAGGUACUGUGGCGACGGCAUCUACCGUUCCGCUGUCGCAACUCGAAGACCAGCAGUCGCGCCUUGAGCAACUGAUCGAUGACCUUGCCGAGACUGUUAAUGCACUACGACCUCCAUCCCACCUGUGUCGAGGAGACCGCGAUUCCUGUUCCAGAUUGUCUCCUAGGUCUAGCUCAUGUUCAAGCCCUCGUCGCCGUGCAUACUGCUGGUGCCACAGCAACUUGGUGCCAGCGCACGUCAGUGCCGUUGCCCUUGAGGCUGGCAGGGAAACAUACCGCAGAGCCAAUAAUGGCGGCCAGUGA